CUUGGCCGAGACGCUCCACUAACAUCCCAACACCAACACAGUCAACAGCCCCGCGAGCUAUCCCGAGCUUGAUUGAGCUUCAGGACGACUGCGCACAGCAGCCAAGCCUCGCACCAUGCUGCUCGAUCCGCCGACAUACCUGGCAUCGCUGCAAAGCAACAUCCGCCAGCGGCCAAUUCCGUGGGAUGGCGCCGUGCGCGCAGGCACGCUGACCGAAGACCAGCUCGCCCGCAUCCGCGCCGUCGACAAGGUCAAGCGCGAUGUCCGCAUACAGACCGUCGAGGCCGACCUGGACGGCUACCGCACGCUGUUUGUAGGGGAGUCCGGGAAGACGAAGAGCGUGCUGGAAUCGGCCGCCAAGCGUCAGGACGUUGUGCAGUACCUUCUGGUGCUUCUGAGCGACCUGCUCAACAGCAUUCCCGCACUAGCCAAAGCUAUCCUCCGAACCGACGACCCCUACCGGCAUUUCCUGCCUCUCCUCGCCCGCUCGUCCAACACCGAAGACCCCGUCCCGCUCCUCACGUCCACUGUGCUCGUCAGUCUCAUGGCCGGUUCCAGAGACGAGUCGCCGACCACGGUGGACCAGGCCAUGCCCGUCAUCUUCAGCUACCUCUCCUCCCUGACCAGGAACGCGGACGCGGGGCUGCAGGAUAUCGGCGUGCAAGAGUACUCGUCCCUCCUCUACGGCCGCGCGCCGAGACGCCGGUUCUGGAAGCAGAGGAGCGAAACGGUCACGCCCCUGAUUGAUAUCCUCCGGGCCGCGGCUGGGGUUGGUAACAGCGACGCUUCGGCCAGCCUGUGGAGCGGUACCACCGGUGCGGCUCGCAGCGGCUUCGAGGGGUCUCUGGGUGGCGGUGUCGGCCUGCAGCUGCUCUACAGGGUGCUGCUGGUGAUGUGGCAGCUCAGUUUUGAGGCUGCCAACAUUGGGGAUGACCUGAACGAUGAAUACGACAUCGUUCUUCUCUACACACAGCUCCUCCGGCUCUCGCCGAAGGAGAAGACCACCCGCCUCCUCGUCGCCACCCUUUUCAACCUCCUGGUGCACAAUCAGAACACGCUCCUCCCCACCGCGGUCCUCGCCCGGCUGCCCGCGCUGUUGCAGAACCUCCAGACCCGGCAAUUCGCCGACCCCGACCUCCGAGAAGACCUGGACAAGCUCCGGGAGCUCCUGGACGAAUACACCAAGACGAAGACCACGUUCGACGAGUACGUGGGCGAGAUCAACUCGGGCCACCUGCGCUGGUCGCCGCCGCACCGCAACACGGUCUUCUGGGCCGAGAACGCGCGCAGGAUCCUCGAACACGAGAACGGCGAGCUCGUGCGCAAGCUGGCCGACAUCAUGAGGAAGCCGUGGGACAACGACAAGGCGGUCCUCGCCAUCGCCUGCAACGACAUCGGCUGCCUCGUGCGCGAGGUGCCCGAGAAGAGGGGCCAGCUGGAGCGGCUGGGUCUGAAGACGAGGGUCAUGGAGCUCAUGGGCGAGGCCGACGAGAACGUCCGGUGGGAGAGCCUGCGGGCGCUGGGCGGGUGGCUGCAGUACAGCUUUGAUACGAAGUGAGACCGUCUCUUUUGCUUUUGUUUUUAUUACAUGUUCCGCCACCGGCUGGGGGGGGGGGGGGGUUUGUCUGUUUUUUUUUUUGUUCUUUGUGUGGUU
Messenger RNA from Thermothielavioides terrestris NRRL 8126, 1654 nucleotides. RefSeq lists its product as uncharacterized. The transcript has 3 exons. Gene Ontology annotation, cellular component: fungal-type vacuole membrane; vacuolar proton-transporting V-type ATPase, V1 domain. Gene Ontology annotation, biological process: proton transmembrane transport. The record is from RefSeq and is a predicted model, not a curated record. The coding region runs from base 116 to 1558 and encodes 480 amino acids. Gene Ontology annotation, molecular function: proton-transporting ATPase activity, rotational mechanism. NCBI's taxonomy places the organism in Eukaryota, Fungi, Ascomycota, Sordariomycetes, Sordariales, Chaetomiaceae.